This is a messenger RNA of Triticum aestivum (bread wheat), 276 nucleotides long. RefSeq lists its product as uncharacterized. The record is from RefSeq and is a predicted model, not a curated record. The coding region runs from base 1 to 276 and encodes 91 amino acids. NCBI's taxonomy places the organism in Eukaryota, Viridiplantae, Streptophyta, Magnoliopsida, Poales, Poaceae. The transcript is spliced from 2 exons.
AUGGCCGGAGGCGUGGUCAAUGGCAAAGGUCCGGCGGCGCGCGGGGAUGGACCAGGAUGCAUCAAUCCCUGCGAAUCUGAGAUGCCUCCCCAUGCCAAUGUCGCGUCGCAUCCCCUUGCGCCCGCGUUCCGCCCACCCCUCGCCUUCCUCUGCUCGAGGCCUCCCCACCUUGCCUCACUGCUCUCUGGCCGUUUGGAGGAGACCGUCAAUUGGUAUUGCCGGUCCACCGGGAGGCGACUUCCCACUGGUCACCAAGGGGGGCCAUCAUGUUCCUGA